GUCAUGGAGCUUUUUAUCAACUCCUCCUUCCUCUACAUCUCUCUAAGACCCCUCAACUCCACAGCCGGUGAGAAGACAGUGUAUGACAUUUGUAAAGACAUGCCUGCUGUUAUCAUUUGGUACCUGGGCCUGCAGUUCAUCAACAUGUUCCUGGGCAUCCCGGCCAACCUCAUGGUGCUCUGGCUCAUCCACAAGAACAAGAGGGACUCCUCCACCUCAGAUAUCUUCAUCCUUCAUCUGGCGAUUUUAGACAUACUCUUCUGUCUCACCCCUCCACUUGAGCUGGCCAACAUAGUUUUCCUCACCAGCAGCAACACGUGGUACGUCCUGCGCUUCUUCUACGGCCUCAAAGACUCCUCGCCUCUCUUCCUUUCCUGCAUCUGCCUGGACCGUUAUAUGGCUGUGGUCCACCCCAUCACCUUCACCAAUCUCAAGGACCGUCACCACAGAGCAGUCUUGGCCAUCCUAGUCUGGCUGACCACUCUUGCCUAUGCCGCUGCUAAAUGUGUGGGCAACAUUGUCAACUUUGAGAAGGUCUUUACAGCGAUGAUCCUCGCGGCGUUCGCCUUCAUGGUAUUAUGCAACAUUACGAUUCUCUGGGUGCUGAGGCAGUCUGGGCCUGGUAGAGACGAGAUGCAUCCCUUGAAGAAGAGAGCCUUCAAGAUGGUUCUCAUCAUCCUGGCCAUCAUAGUGUUCAACUACUUCCCACCUGUCGCACUGUUGCCCUUCCAGGAAUACUUCUCUCCUGAAGUGUUUCGUUGCUACAUUCACUAUGUCGCAUUCGGCUUGAUGGACUUUAGCAGCAGCAUUCAGCCGAUGCUCUACCUGUCCAAGGAGAAGCUCAACUGCUGCCAGUGUGGCAGCACCCAAAUCAGGGUUACAUGUUGA
Messenger RNA from Etheostoma cragini (Arkansas darter), 888 nucleotides. It is a transcript of the gene hcar2, whose product is annotated as proteinase-activated receptor 3. The transcript has a single exon. The record is from RefSeq and is a predicted model, not a curated record. NCBI's taxonomy places the organism in Eukaryota, Metazoa, Chordata, Actinopteri, Perciformes, Percidae. Gene Ontology annotation, biological process: positive regulation of Rho protein signal transduction; phospholipase C-activating G protein-coupled receptor signaling pathway. Gene Ontology annotation, cellular component: membrane. Gene Ontology annotation, molecular function: G protein-coupled receptor activity. Bases 4 to 888 code for a protein of 294 amino acids.